UUGUGUGGCUGCGAGAGAGUAGAGAUGGGUUCCAUUUCUGCAGGUUCUAGAGGUCAUGUUGUCUGUGUUCCAUACCCACUGCAGGGCCACAUCAACCCAAUGCUCAAGCUGGCCAAGCUCCUCCACCACAAAGGCUUUCAAGUCACUUUUGUCAAUACGCAGUACAACCACAACCGGUUACUCAGGUCCCGAGGCCCCCAUGCCCUCGACGGCUUGCCGGACUUCCGUUUUGAGACCAUACCCGAUGGACUUCCACCUUCGGAUGCCGAUGUCAGCCAGGAUAUGUCUGCUCUUUGCGUCUCCAGCACAAAGAGUUGCCUCGCUCCACUCCUCAACCUCAUCCACAAACUCAACGACAUGACCACCUCUUCCGACGUACCGCCUGUGACCUGUAUUGUGUCUGACGGCGCCAUGUCCUUCACUCUUGAUGCUGCUGAAGAAUUCGGAAUCCCAAAUGUACUUUUCUGGACUUCUAGCUCUUGCGGCAUCUUGGGCUUUAUGAAUUGUCGCCAACUAGUUGAACGAGGUUUAACACUCGUCAAAGAUGAAAGCUAUUUUAAGAAUGGGUUUUUAGAAACCGCUGUCGAUUGGAUUCCCGGGAUGAAGAACGUCCGUCUGAAGGAUCUUCCAGCUGUUCUUCCAUCAACGGAUGAGAACAAAAUAAUGAUCGACUUCCUCAUCCGUGAAACCGAGAGAAGUCCAAGAGCUUCGGCUGUGGUUUUGAACACGUUCGACCCAUUUGAAAAGGACGUUUUAGAUGCUCUCUCGUCUUUUCUUCCUCCUAUAUACACCAUCGGUCCACUUCCGUUGCAUGCCGAUCAGAUUGAAGACGACAGUUUGAAAUCUAUAGGUACCAAUCUGUGGAAAGAACAGCCCGGGUGUCUGGAAUGGCUAAAUACACAAGAACCCAACUCAGUGGUGUUCGUGAAUUUUGGGAGCAUCACCGUGAUGACGCCCCAACAACUCGUCGAGUUUGCUUGGGGACUCGCCAACAGUGGAAAACCCUUCUUGUGGAUUAUAAGGCCUGAUCUUGUGGUGGGCGAUUCAGCUGUUCUGCCUCCUGAAUUUGCUAUCAAGACUAAAGAUCGAUACAUGUUAGCAAGUUGGUGUCCCCAAGAACAAAUCCUGAAGCACCCAUCAAUAGGUGGGUUUUUGACGCAUUGUGGGUGGAAUUCCACGCUUGAAAGCGUGGGCGGUGGAGUGCCCAUGAUCUGUUGGCCCUUCUUUGCGGACCAAAUGAUGAAUUGCAGGUAUUGCUGCACUGAAUGGGGCAUUGGGAUGGAGAUAGAUAACAACGUUAAGCGGGACGAGGUUGAGAAACUGGUGAGGGAGUUAAUGGAGGGUGUUAAGGGUAAAGAAAUGAAGAAGAAGGUGAUGGACUGGAAGACAAAGGCAGAAGAGGCUGUCAAACCUGGCGGUUCUUCUCACCAGAACCUGGACAAAUUGAUUGCCGAUGUUCUCCUACCUGGAAAUGUUUAAAUCCAGACAGAGAAGCCACUUUCAAGUUUAUAAUAAUAAACUUAUCUAUAGGAUUUAUCUGGUUGCCUUGUUGCAUAUAUGCAUUUUUAAAGAAAAUCUAAUUGGUACUUUAUAUUUGUUUUAA
This is a messenger RNA of Juglans regia (Persian walnut), 1603 nucleotides long. Its product is annotated as 7-deoxyloganetin glucosyltransferase-like. The coding region runs from base 25 to 1479 and encodes 484 amino acids. The record is from RefSeq and is a predicted model, not a curated record. NCBI's taxonomy places the organism in Eukaryota, Viridiplantae, Streptophyta, Magnoliopsida, Fagales, Juglandaceae. The transcript has 2 exons. Gene Ontology annotation, molecular function: UDP-glycosyltransferase activity.